AUGUCUCUUUCGAGACGCACCGAUGCCGCCUCCAAGUUUACGUCUUCGGGGAGAUAUACCCCAGAGGCCAUGAUAGUCAUAACCUGUGCCACUAUUUCGCUGUACAAUGGCAUCGAGCUGCUUCUCCUCAUCUUGACAUCAUCCAGGCGGCAUAACGACCUCUUCUCAUGGAGCCUUGCUGUGGCUUCCGUGGGUGUGCUGCCGUAUGCGAGUGGCUGGCUGGUUCGCUAUUUCGAUGUUGUGGGGGACGUUGCAAAUAUGCUCAUAAACGACAUUGGCUGGAUACUCCUGACUACUGGCCAAGCUCUUGUUCUAUAUUCUCGACUCAACUUGCUCGUCAAAAGUAUCUCCAUUUUGAAGGUUACGAAAUGGAUGGUAAUCCUUAAUGCUAUUAUAUGGCACAGCGCGGUUACUGUUCUUUUGUUUGCUAUCAGCACGCAGCAAAAACUCGACCGCAACGGUGCGUUCAUCAAAGUCCAAAAGAUUCAGCUGGCAUUCUUCUGUGCUCAAGAUUUCUUCCUUUCAGGUCUUUACAUUUGGAAAACGACGGAGAUCAUCAAGAGAAAAGAAGCUGAAAACCAUACUCCUCGGAUAAUCUGGCACCUGUUUGCUAUUAACGUGGGAAUCGUUAUAGUAGAUGUCACGCUCCUCGCCGUUAGCUUUACCAAUAAUUUCCUGUGGCAACAGGGAAUCAAGGCAGUGGCCUACUCGGUAAAACUCAAAGUUGAGUUUGUUAUACUCGGGAAACUCAGCGACUACGUUCACAAAGGAGGUGAAUUGAUCAAUGUCGAACAUCCUGUCUUUGGAUUUGUAGAGAUGGAGCCCGAGCCUCCGUCAAGAAAACAAUCGAUACAGCCAUCAGCUACCCCCGAGACUACACAUUUAGAAAGAGUGAGGAAGCAGUCGACUAUUUCUGCUGCAGAGUCGUCACGCAACCGAGAGUUCAUGUCCGAUGGGAUCGCGGCACAUAGAAGCGAAAGCGUCAAGAGGCGUACACUGGAUAAGGGCAAGAGUAAAUGCAUGGAUGAUUGUUGCAAUACUGGCGUUUCGGCAUCAAAAUAG
Molecule: messenger RNA, 1062 nt
Organism: Fusarium fujikuroi IMI 58289
Lineage: Eukaryota; Fungi; Ascomycota; Sordariomycetes; Hypocreales; Nectriaceae
Exons: 2
Coding region: 1-1062 (353 amino acids)
Source: RefSeq, a predicted model, not a curated record